Messenger RNA from Aspergillus neoniger CBS 115656, 500 nucleotides. RefSeq lists its product as uncharacterized. The record is from RefSeq and is a predicted model, not a curated record. Lineage: Eukaryota; Fungi; Ascomycota; Eurotiomycetes; Eurotiales; Aspergillaceae. The transcript has a single exon. Bases 164 to 469 code for a protein of 101 amino acids.
GUGGAUGCGAAAAGACUGCCAAUGCCACCUUGUUCAAAUCCUGAUCGCGUUUCGCUCGCAAAAUUCUCCAGUCCGGAGUUGUGUGCUCGCUUCUCUUCGAUUGUGACUUCUGGUUCCUUUUUUUCCUUUGCUUGUUCCGACAAAUGAACAAUCCUCCCACCUGAUGCGGAGAAUUGACGAUGAGAUUCGCGGAAGAGGUAGGUUCGAUAAGCAAAUCGACGCUCAAGGAUCCUCAAGGUCGACGAUAGACGUGCAGGAUCAAGUUCGACUCCACUGCAGAAAAGAGGUCAGGAAAGAGGUCGAGAUGCUUAAUCUGAAUUCCCCACGGUCACCCACCAGAAACUCGAAUUGUGUGGGAACUUCUCACUAUCCGCACGUUGUCAAAACAGUCAAUGGUUCUGAUCCACCAGGGAGGCGGCGUGUAAGUGGGUCUAACACAAUCAGCAGUGCUAGAGGGAAAUUUCGCUAGCCAAUUUUUGCUUCGCGUCAACAAUGCGCGC